Molecule: messenger RNA, 731 nt
Organism: Cylicostephanus goldi
Lineage: Eukaryota; Metazoa; Nematoda; Chromadorea; Rhabditida; Strongylidae
Source: the annotation of a GenBank genome assembly
CUGAGCUCUUAUUUUACAGGUAAUAUAGGAAAGUGGAGUCAUUUCAGAGCGCUAGAAAAGAAAAACGGAAAGCAACUUGGGACCUCUGUUAUAUUUGAUCUAGACGGGCUAAGUUUUGCUCAAGUGGAUAUGCAAGCAAUGAAAGUUGUAACUACAAUGUUGACACAGUUACAGGAGAUGUUCCCUGAUGUUAUUCGCAAGAUAUUCGUUAUUAAUGCGCCAUCGUUCAUCCAAAUACUUUGGGGAAUGAUAUCGCCAUGCCUAGCUAAACAAACUCAACAGAAAAUAAGAAUAUUAGGAGAUAAUUGGAAGGAUAUACUGAGAGAAAGCAUUGGUGAGGAAGUUUUAUACGAGCACUGGGGAGGUACUCGCAAAGCCGAAACACCAUUUGGUCAUAUUCGGACCGGUGGUAAAGUUCCUGCAGAACUGAGAUAUGAUCCAAAUAACGAUCUACCAGCAGACAAACUGCAAAAACUUGUGAUAGGUGCUAAGUCAGUGAACUUUGUACCGAUAACUGUAGAAGAACAUCAACCAGGACGAAAAAUUACUUGGUGGUGGCGAGUAGAAUCAAAUGAUAUAGGAUUUGUUGUCUAUCGUGCAGCUCCCGGACAAGAAAAGGUGGCAGAGCAUGCAGAUGACUAUGUUGUACACCCAAAAUUCAAACUGCAAACGGAGUUUGUACCUGAAGAUGGCGAGGUAAGCAAGCUCUUUGAUAAAUCAAAAAUCUAGUG